Messenger RNA from Urocitellus parryii (Arctic ground squirrel), 1287 nucleotides. It is a transcript of the gene Chga, whose product is annotated as chromogranin A. The record is from RefSeq and is a predicted model, not a curated record. Lineage: Eukaryota; Metazoa; Chordata; Mammalia; Rodentia; Sciuridae. Gene Ontology annotation, biological process: negative regulation of insulin secretion; defense response to bacterium; negative regulation of catecholamine secretion. Gene Ontology annotation, cellular component: chromaffin granule.
AUGCGCUGCGCCGCCGUCCUGGCGCUCCUGCUCUGCGCCGGGCAAGUCACUGCCCUCCCUGUCAACAGCCCUAUGAAUAAAGGGGACACGGAGGUCAUGAAGUGCAUCGUCGAGGUCAUCUCCGACACCCUGUCCAAGCCCAGCCCCACACCCGUCAGCCGGGAGUGUUUGGAGACUCUCAGAGGAGAUGAGCGGAUCCUGUCCAUCCUGCGGCACCAGAAUUUACUGAAGGAGCUCCAAGACCUUGCUCUCCAAGGGGCCAAGGAGAGGGCGCAGCAGCACAAGAAGCACCGCAGCUUCGAGGAGGAGCUCUCGGAGGUCCUCGAGAGCCAGAGCGGCGAGGCCAAGCCCCAAGAGGUGACAGAAGAACCAUCCUCAAAAGGUGCUGCAGAGAGAAGAGAUGCCCAAGAGGCAGAGCCGAGCCCCGAGGCCCCAGACACAGCCAGGCCCCGGGCCUUCCCUGAGCCUGGGCAGGGGGACAGCCAGGCCCCGGGGGAGGAGGCCCCUAACACUCAGCCACCAGCCAGCCUCGCAGGCCACAGGCGCUCGGGCCCGCAGGCUGUGGGGGACGGUGAGGGCCCCUCCCAGGGCCUGAGUGCAGAACCAGGGUCGCAGACAGAGGGGGAAGAGGAGGAGGCSGCAGAAAAGGCUUCCCCGGAGGAGGAAGGCCCCACUGCAGCAUCUGAGCCCCCACAGAGCCUCGGCUACAAGGAGACACGGAAAGACGAGAGUCGGUCUGCGGCUCUAGUGGUGGAUGGAGGCCCGAAGCCGGGGGCUGAGGAGGCCCGGCCCCCCGAGGGCAGGGGAGAGCGGCCCAGGCAGGAGGAGCAGGAGGAGGAGGACACGGCAGGGGCCCCCCGAGGCCAGGCCGGGAAGAGCGGGGAGCAGGAGCCGCGGCCCUCCAGGGAGUGGGAGGAGGCCCCUCGGUGGAGCAAGAUGGACCAGCUGGCCCAGGAGCUGACGGCAGGGAAGCGGCUGGACGGGGAGGAUGAGGAGGAUGACCCCGGCCCCGACCCCGACCGCUCCAUGAAGCUCUCCUUCCGGGCCCGGGCCUUUGGCCCCAGGGGGCCUGGCCUGCAGCUGCGCCGAGGCUGGAGGCCAUCCUCCCCGGAGGACAGUGUGGAGGCGGGCUUGCCCCUGCAGGCCCGAGGCUACCCCGAGGAGAAGAAGGAGGAGGAGGGCAGCGCCAACCGCAGGGCAGAGGACCAGGAGCUGGAGAGCCUCUCGGCCAUCGAGGCAGAGCUGGAGAGGGUGGCACACCAGCUGCAGGCACUGCGGCGGGGCUGA